Molecule: messenger RNA, 1210 nt
Organism: Mytilus trossulus (common blue mussel)
Lineage: Eukaryota; Metazoa; Mollusca; Bivalvia; Mytilida; Mytilidae
Product: protein crumbs homolog 1-like
Exons: 12
Coding region: 6-1187 (393 amino acids)
Molecular function (GO): calcium ion binding
Source: RefSeq, a predicted model, not a curated record
GCAGCAUGAGAAAGUAUGUUACAUAUGACGGCCACACAUUAUUUGACUUGGGAUGUAGUCUUCCUGAGUCAAAUAAGUGCGGGUCUUCUGGGAGCAUAAUUUUUGGAAAGCGAGAAAAUGAAAGAUUAGACAGUAACUCUACAAACAAAAACCAGAAUGUGCAACACCUGUCAGUGAAGUCUCGAUCUCUGACUGGUGAGAGGGAUAUCUGUAACCAAUGUUGUCACUCAGAUAUUUGUAAUGCUGGCUCACUCUGUGGAACGACAGCUUUUCAGCACACUGGAACUUUGUGUUUCGCAUGUAACUAUGAACAAGAUCCUUCCAGCUGUAAUGAUAUCACCCUGUGUGGCUCUGGCGAGGAAUGUUUUGUACAACAGCAUCCCGUUGGUCUUGGGCAAACAAGUGUAGCAUGGACAUCUUCAUGUCGACGAAAAGACGUGUGUCGCCUAAUUCAUCCAGUUCAUGGACCUAAAUGUACGAUUUCCUGCUGUGAUUGGGAUCUUUGUAACAGAGAGUGUGGAGCAGUGCAAGUUAACUAUUGCAGUCCGAAUCCAUGUCAACACGGAAAAUGCGUUAACAACAUUGCUGGAUAUACCUGCGCAUGUCUGCAAGGGUUUACUGGUCUUACAUGCAGUACACGUGUUGUAAUAGAUCAUUGCAGUCCGAACCCAUGCGUUCAUGGUACAUGCAAUAAUAACCUUUAUGGAUAUACCUGCACAUGCCAAUCAGGAUAUACUGGUACAACAUGCAAUUCACAUGUCGUGCAGCCGCCAUUAUCUGGUAAUUGUAAAAAUGGCUGGGAGUAUCUUUAUACUGGUAAAUCUCACCACUGUUACUAUUUUAGUUCAUACGUAUUGUCAUGGGAUAGCGCCGAGUCAUGGUGCAGAAGUCACGGUGCAAGACUUGCAGUAAUAAAAAGUUCUACUGAAAGUCGAAUGCUAGCGUCAAAAGCCGAGAGAAGUCAUACUUCACACGGAUGGUGGAUUGGUGCAACAGAUAGAAAAAGGGAAGGACAUUGGGAGUGGACAAGCGGAGAAUCAGUGACACAUUAUACUGACAACUGGCAUCAGGGAGAACCAAGUAACAAAUAUCACGACGAAGACUGUAUGGAACUAAAACAGCAAUUUGGUUGGCAGUGGAAUGAUGAAACAUGCAGUACUGAACAUUUGUUUAUUUGUAAACAUUAAAAUGUUUCCCUCUGUUUCCCUUA